AUGGGUCACAUUUCUGAGCUACUUGACGAGGUUCUUGCUAUAAUUAUCAACCGGCUCACCUACAGCUGGGACCGAGAUGCCCUGUCUGAGGUGUCAAAGCAACUAUUGAAGGCUAGGCGCUGGUGCCGUUCCUCAAUUCGCUAUUAUCGUGAACUUCCGAACCGGAGAUUGCUCUCACAGUGUCCAAAUGUAGUGGAGUUUGCAUCUUCUGGUGCUCUUUCCGAUGAAGACUUGAGCUUCGUGGCCCAAGCGUGUCCAAAGUUAGAGAUCUUGGAUCUCAGGCUCUCUGCUGCAAAUGCAAUGGUACCACCAAAUCGACGUUCUUUGUUGAAUGGGAUUCUUUCUGUGGCACACGGCUGUCCUAAAUUGGUUCAGCCUGGAGGCAUGAUUCGAGAUGCAGAUAUUCAAGUCCUGUCACGUAUUACUUCUCUGGCGCAUCUGGAUCUUAGGCACUGCUUCUAUGUCACAGAUAUGGCACUGUGCUACCUCAAUGGUAUGGCUCUGCACUAUUUAGAUUUAUCCGCUUGUGCUAUUAGUGAUAUUGGGAUCGAGAUACUUGUGAAAGGUUCUUCGUCAAGAACCAUGAAAACGCUUAUCCUUCAAGGAUGCUCUCGAAUCACUGAUAGAGGAAUUCUAAUGUUGCAUAAUCUGUCCAAUCUCGAGGAGCUGAAUUUGGGUAUACAUGAUGCCGCCCAUUAUGCAUUACUUGAUGGACUUAUUUUUGAUGAUGUGUCACUUUCUGAUUGA
Rosa rugosa (rugosa rose) is the source of this 747-nucleotide messenger RNA. RefSeq lists its product as uncharacterized. Gene Ontology annotation, molecular function: protein binding. Lineage: Eukaryota; Viridiplantae; Streptophyta; Magnoliopsida; Rosales; Rosaceae. Bases 1 to 747 code for a protein of 248 amino acids. The transcript is spliced from 2 exons. The record is from RefSeq and is a predicted model, not a curated record. Gene Ontology annotation, cellular component: SCF ubiquitin ligase complex. Gene Ontology annotation, biological process: SCF-dependent proteasomal ubiquitin-dependent protein catabolic process.